AUGUUGUGAGCAACGGAAAAGGAAAGGUUGUAGUGUUGUAAUGUAACAGAAAAAGAAACAUUACGCGCGUAAAAGCCGCGAAGGAUUGGGAAAUCCGUCCGAGAACACCCCCGAAGCUGUCAGCACUUUGGAUUCGAAGGAGAAAGGGAGAAAGAGAAAGAAGAGAAAACAAAAAAACUUAGAGAAGAGGGAGAGAGAGAGAGAGAGAGAAAGAGAAGAAAAUAAUAAUAAGAAAAGGGAAGAAAAGCUAAGAAACUUUGAGCGAGGAUUGAUUAGAAAAGGAUCAUGGAGAUUGUCAUCUUCCAAUGAUCCCUUCAACCCCACAAUUUUUCUUGUUUGGAUUUGCUGUCACAGCUUGAUUCUCAAUUGCUGCCAUUCCAUACAUCUCUUUGUUUUCUCUUUCUCUCUCUCUCUCUUUCUCUCUGAUUAUCUCUAUCUCUUCUUCUCUCUCCUCUUUUUCUCUCUUCCAUCUGCAUUGUCCCUUUCCACUGCAGAAGGAGGCUCGUAGGAGGAAAGCCAGAACAUUUUGGAUUUUUAAGAGGAUUUUUUUUUCUGGGUCGGGACUUGAAUUGGGUUUAUGGGUUUUGACAAGGAAAGAGUGCAGUUUGGGUGACACACGAGGUGCUGCUGCCAUGGCUGGAAACAGAAAUCCAGAAAUCGGGGCUUCUCCUAGCAAUGUGGGUCAGCAACAAAGGAGGGUCUAUCAAGUUUGGAGGGGAGGCAACAAGUUUUUCUGUGGUGGGAGGGUGAUAUUUGGUCCAGAUGUAGCUUCCCUGUUUCUUACAACAUUCCUAAUUGCUGCACCUGCAAUUGCAUUUUGUGUAAAAUUAUAUCUUCUAAUCAAGAAGAAUGAUGACCUUUCUCAUGAAUUUUGGUUUCCUGUAGUGGUUGUGGGUGGAGUUCUCACUGUUUUGGAUUUAAUUUUCCUCCUCAUGACUUCUGGGAGAGAUCCUGGAAUUGUUCCUAGAAAUUCAAGACCUCCUGAAUUUGAUGAUACAUUUGAUAUACCUACCCCUUCCAUGGAAUGGAUUAAUGGCACAACCCCUCAUCUGAAACUACCUCGAACUAAAGAUGUUAUUGUUAAUGGACACAUAGUGAAAGUAAAGUUCUGUGAUACGUGCUUGCUUUAUCGCCCUCCUCGUACUUCUCAUUGUUCUAUAUGCAACAAUUGUGUCGAGAGAUUUGAUCAUCACUGUCCCUGGGUUGGUCAGUGCAUUGGAACGACAACUUAUGAGAACUUCCGAUAUCAGUAUGACAAAAAGGGCAACCCAUUCAAUAGGGGAUCAUGCAGAAAUAUAAAUGAAACACUUUGUUCGAGGAUUCCUGGUUCGAGGAAUAACUUCCGAGCAUUUGUUGUGGAGGAUGAACACAUGAUGGUGGGAUCGGUGACUCCAAACAUUGCACAUGGAAUCUUGACCCCAAAGGAGAAAAUUGACCUUGAAAUGGGAUCUAUGCGUGCAGAAGAUGGUCGUUUACCUAUUCCUGAACUUCUGCGAAAUUUUGAUUUUGAUAAUUUUGAUGAUGACAUGAAGUUUGCAGAUGAGGGGCAGCCGUCUUUCGAUCCGUUCUACAGCAUUGAGGAUGAUGCAAAAGGCUCCACACGAACAUCCAAUGCAACGGUUUUGAAUUUCCAAAGCAUAAGUGAAGAUGAAAUGGAAGAGUAUGUGCAAAGCUCCCAUGCUGGAGGAAGAACCAGAGACUCUGCUCAAAGACACAUUACUUCUGAUGGAACUAAUAGCUGGAAUCAAUCACAUUAACCCACAAUGCCAGCUUUUAGUUUUUAUGCAUAGAGGUUGUCUUCUCACUCUUCAUCCUUGUUUUUUCCGGAAAAUUUUGGGAUGCUCCUGGAUGAGAUGUUCCUUAAGCUUCAUCAUUUUCAAAAGUGUAUAUUCUGACAUGAGAUAAAGUAAGGUGGUUGGUUCUAAAACCAUACUUAAAUUCAGUUAAAGUGCAUUUCUUAUGAAGUAAUUGCUAUGGAGUUGUUGUUCCAGUUUAACCAAUGAUUUGAAGUUUGAGUCCUGAGCAUGAUACUGUGCUGAAUUAUGCUGUCUGUAAUGUUCUCAUCUGAUUCAAACAGGACUGUCUCCAAUGAAGGAUACUGUGGUUUUGUACAAAAAGAGAAAGUGAUUUUAGUUUCACUAUUAAGACAUUUCCUUCCUUGACUGGCCUUUGUUUCAGGUUUGGUGCUGGUGAAGUAAAACACUGAGGAUAGUUUGGUUCCUUCCAUCCACACUUGCAGCAAUUUGUGGUUUUGUAAGAAUUUUCAAUGUGCUGACUCAUGCAAGUUCAUUGAUGCUAUUCAUGCUGGAAAUGGGGAGAUUGAGCUUGCACUUUUCUCUCUCAUUUUAGCAUAAAAGUGUGGCAAGUGUUUGUUUUAAGCUGUAAAUGCCAAUUGCAUUCAAAAUAAUGCAGAAAGAUUGUCUGGCUAAGUUUAUGAUAGGUGCUCCUUCUGUGCCUGUCUCUUCCACUCAAUCCUCUGUCUAGAUCUCUAGAUUUUAUGAUUUUUUAUUUACUUUAGAAAUUUAGAUUUGCUGUAAGUAGUGCACUCAUUUCAUUUUGUAACAAUUGUGUUUUUCUCUC
Vigna unguiculata (cowpea) is the source of this 2580-nucleotide messenger RNA. Its product is annotated as putative protein S-acyltransferase 4. Gene Ontology annotation, cellular component: Golgi apparatus; endoplasmic reticulum. Gene Ontology annotation, molecular function: protein-cysteine S-palmitoyltransferase activity. Lineage: Eukaryota; Viridiplantae; Streptophyta; Magnoliopsida; Fabales; Fabaceae. Gene Ontology annotation, biological process: protein targeting to membrane; peptidyl-L-cysteine S-palmitoylation. The record is from RefSeq and is a predicted model, not a curated record.